Messenger RNA from Pecten maximus, 1647 nucleotides. Its product is annotated as A disintegrin and metalloproteinase with thrombospondin motifs 18-like. Bases 1 to 1647 code for a protein of 548 amino acids. Lineage: Eukaryota; Metazoa; Mollusca; Bivalvia; Pectinida; Pectinidae. The record is from RefSeq and is a predicted model, not a curated record. The transcript has 12 exons. Gene Ontology annotation, biological process: proteolysis. Gene Ontology annotation, molecular function: metalloendopeptidase activity.
AUGGUGGUUUACCCACGUUGGUGGGUACAAGCUGUCACUGGUGAUACAUGUGAGGCGAAAGAAUACUCAGAUAUUGUUAAUGGCAAAGAAGAUGACAUCGACAAGAACAAGAAAGAAGACUUCUCCUCAGAUAAUGUCAAAUCAGACGACGCCAUACAUCAUGACGUCACAUUCAAUGAUGUCACGCUUGAUGGCGCUACCUUGGAUGACGUAGCAGACGCGAUCCCAGAUUUGAUUUCGAAACAUCAUCUCGUCAAACGGAGUGUCACUAACCAUGAAUUGGAAUUUCUGGUUGUUACAGACUAUUCUGUAUAUAAAUAUUGGUAUGACGUCAGCACGGCCAGUACUUCUUCAGCCAAGGCCAUUGAAGCAAAAGAGUCUAUUCGUCAGUAUUACGCAUACGUCAUCAACGAGAUAGACAUGAAAUAUAGUGACCUGCAGUCAUCCGUUAUUUCAAUCGAUGUGGUCCUCGCUGAUAUCGUGAUCGCCGACACCGUGGCCAGCUCUCCCUGGACGGAGGAUACAGUGGUCGACGGAAAGGUGGACGCUGCGACCGUUCUCGUGAAUUUUACGACAUGGCACCAAACCGCUACCAACCUUCCUGGACACGAUCACGCCAUGCUAUUUUCAAAGUAUGAUUUCACGGCUGUCAUCGGUGGAACAGUGUCUGGUGGCGUGGCUGGUUUAGCGUUCCGGCCUGGGAUAUGUAAAACUAACAACGUUGCAGUAUGUGAGGAUAAAUUCAACUUCAACAUGAUGACUACAGCUGCACAUGAGCUUGGACACAAUUUGGGAUCCCCACAUGACGGAAUAUAUAACUUGUCUCUGUGUAAUAGCUCGUUCGGAUACAUCAUGGCACCGGUGACCUUGACAAUGACUGAAGAUGACGCCUCAAAUCCCUGGAUUUUCUCCAGCUGUUCUGUGACGUCAUUCGAAGACCAAAUCGCCACACUAAAUAGUCAGGGUAACAAUUGUCUUCUGACCUUGAGUAAACCUCUUGACCCGACGGCCUUGACUCCUUACGAUCAGGAGAUCCCAGGUCAGUUGACCCCGCCGGACGAGCAGUGCGCGCGACUGGAAGGAAAUGGAUCAUUUCUAUGCAGGAGAUUUUACGAGAAGGAUUACUCCACCAUGUGUUACGCCAUGUAUUGUCAAGACCUUGAGAGUAAUUUAUGUUUCAACUACGUCCCGGCAACAGGCACCACAUGUGGUGAUCACAAGUGGUGUGUGCGUGGUGUCUGUGUUUACAAUUCAACGGCACCUGCUUCACUUGGUUGUCAAUUUGGCGACCGUUCCUCCACAUGUGACGUCACGAAAUGCGACACGUACUCCUCAACCAGAUUGGCAAAUUGUUGUGAGACCUGUUACGUUGCACCGACAACCACAACUACCACUCCAACAACCACAACUACCACUCCGACAACUACAACUACCACUCCAACAAUCACAACUACCACUCCAACAACCACAACUACCACUCCAACAACCACAACUUCCACUGCAACAACCACAACUACCACUCCGACAACUACAACUACCACUCCAACAAUCACAACUACCACUCCAACAACCACAACUACCACUCCAACAACCACAACUACACUACAACCAACAACUACAACGACAAAGCCAACACACGACAACUAA